Messenger RNA from Vitis vinifera (wine grape), 1542 nucleotides. RefSeq lists its product as uncharacterized. The record is from RefSeq and is a predicted model, not a curated record. The transcript is spliced from 5 exons. The coding region runs from base 1 to 1542 and encodes 513 amino acids. Lineage: Eukaryota; Viridiplantae; Streptophyta; Magnoliopsida; Vitales; Vitaceae.
AUGGGAAGAAGACAUAGACAUGUAACUGAUGAGGACGAUGAGGAGAACCUUGGUGGUGAUGAUGAUGAUGGAGAUGAUGAUGUGUAUAUGUAUCCGGUUGACAUGCACCCUGAUGAGCGGUAUGCUUAUAGAGAGGCGGUUCGAACAUCAAAACCUGCUGAAUGGAAUCGACAACAAGAAGAACAUUUUGUAAAAGAUCCAUCACUGCCUGAUGCACCCUCAUUGUACAAAUCUUCAGUAGCAAGACAGAAAAAUAUGAAAAAUCUUUUCAAAGGUGGUGCCAUCAAGGAAACCAUAGGACGUUUGAUCAGUAAGUUCUUCAUAUAUGAGAGUGUUCCGCCCAUUAAAGCAGACUCUCACCACUUCAAGAACAUGAUUGUUGGUGUACAACAAGCAGGUAUGGGUAUAGAACCACCGUCUCCUUAUGAAAUCAAACACAAGCAUUUGGAUAUGGAGUACAAAGACAUGGAAGCUUAUGUCAAUAUUCAAAGAGAAAAGUGGAAGACUUAUGGAUGCACGAUUAUGUUUGACGGAUGGACUGGGUCCACGAAAUUAAGCAUAAUUAAUUUCAUGGUAUAUUCAAAAGGUAGCACAAUCUUCCUCAAAUCUGUUGAUGCAUCAAAUAAUAUAAAGGACAACAAAUACAUAUAUGGUUUGUUGAAGGAUGUGAUCAAGGAAGUUGGGAAACAAAAUAUGGUACAAAUAGUUAUAGAUAAUGGGUCAGCAUUCGUGAAGGCGAGGAAGUUGUUAAUGAAGAAAUACAAUCUUUAUUGGACUCUGUGUGCAACACAUUGCAUCGACUUAAUGUUCGAAGACAUCGGUAAAAGGACGAGUGUUGUAGAUAUGAUUACAAAGGCUCGAAAGAUAACCAACUUCAUUUAUAACCAUAGUUGGUUGCUUGCGCAGAUGCGGAAGGUGUGUGGUGGAGACAUAGUUCGUCCUGGAACAACAAGAUUUGCAACCAAUUAUAUGGCCCUCAACAGUCUUUUGAAAAAGAAGGCAAACUUGAAGAAAGUGUUUAUCAGUGAUGAAUGGGCACAACACAACUUAAGUCGCACAUUAAUCAGCGAAGAAGUUGAAUCGCUUAUGUUUGACCAUGCGUACUGGGAGAGAGUGGGAAAGCUAGUGUCAAUAUAUGAGGCGUUAUACACGGUUCUUCAUAUUGUCGAUUCAGAAGUUGUUUCUACAAUGCCAUUUGUUUACGAAUUGAUUCGAGUUAUGAAAGAGAACCUCAUUCGACUUAAUGCUAAAGAAUGGGUGUUAGAAAUAAUUGCAGAUCGUUGGGAUAAAACUCUUAAACAUCCUCUUCAUGCAGCAGCAUUUUUUCUUAAUCCAAGAUUUCAAUAUAAACGUGGAGUUGGUACUGAUCCUAAUCUACUUCAAGCUGUUCAUGAAGUCUUUACAAAAUUAGAUCUUACAUCAGAAGGUCUUAGUCAAUUUGGAAAUGAGAUUAUACUAUUCCGAGAUGCAAAAAGGUGGUUCGGUGAUCGAGCAACGAUUGCUUCGAGGUCAGAAAUGGUUCCCGAUGAGUAUUAUUUGUGA